CAUUGAUAGGUGGCACUGACUGGCACUGAUGGGUGACACUGAAAGGCAGCUCAGAUGGGCACUGAUAUGUGGCAUUGAUGUGCACUGGUAGGCACUGAUAUGUGGCAUUGAUGUGGCACUGAUGGGCACUGGCAUGAGGCACUGAUGAGCACUGACACAAGGCACUGAUGGACACUGACAGGUGGCACUGCUGGGGCUACACUGAUCAUCAGGGCACACUGAUCAGCAGUGCCCUGCUGAUCACUUUCAGUGUGACAGCUCGAGAGGAGAGAAAUGCCGAUAACCGGCAUUUCCCUGUUUACAUUUGAUCAGCUGUGAUUGG
Molecule: messenger RNA, 322 nt
Organism: Staurois parvus
Lineage: Eukaryota; Metazoa; Chordata; Amphibia; Anura; Ranidae
Source: the annotation of a GenBank genome assembly